UACUCCCAGUCUGGCCAACACACACAGGCUCGGCUGUUUGCAUAGCAAGAAUGGAUGCGAGUUAGCUACCUGGAGUCAGUUCUUCAUUGAUUACCAGAAGGACGCGGUGAGAUUGUUAAAUAUAUCACCAAGUAUCGCUCCAUACAUUUGGUUCUUUUUUCGGACUGUCGAAUAUACCCGUUCGUAGACAGCUAUGGGAGGACUGGGGAACGGACGCCGAGGAGGAAGAUCACCACCUCUAAUGAUUGCCGCUCUGAUCGCCUGUAUCUUGGUUCUGGGCUUCAACUACUGGGUGUCAAGUUCCCGCAACCUGGAGCUACAAACUAAGCUGUAUGAACUGGAGGGCCAGGUGCGACGUGGUGCAGCAGAGCGUGGAGCAGUAGAGUUGAAGAAGAAUGAGUUCCAGGGGGAGAUCCAGAGACAGAGGGAGCAGAUCAGCCACAUAGAAAAUGUCUACAAGAGACAACUGGAGGGGGCCCAGAGCACCUGCAUCCAAGAAAAGGCCACAUUGCAACAGAACAUUUCCUCCAGCACCAAGACCAUACAGGAACUCAAAGGUCAGCUGAAUCAGCUCAACGAUGAUUUGGGGAAGCUUCAGAAGGAGCUACAGAGUUGCCAAGGCAACAUCAACACUCUUAACAACAAACUCACUUAUGACAUGACCCAUUGUCACUCCCAGGUGCUGUCCCAGAAGGAGCUGUGUGAUGAAAGAGUGGCUGCCGCUAAACUUGAAUUUCAGAAGAAAAUGGAGAAGCUUGUCCCUCCUCCAGGUGUUUCCUCACAGCAGGAAAACGCAGUGGAUGGAGCAGUAAAAGACAGCAAACCAGUUAAAACUGUGCCUGAUGGAGUUCAACCAGCCACUGUUGUAAGCCACACACCAAGCCUCUCUGAGCUCAAAGGAAAUGAACCAUCUGAACUACUGACUAAUGAUAUCAUCGUGGAGAAAGUGGAACUGCCUCUAGAAAAGGAUCUCUCAAAAGCAGAGUCUGUUCCCCCGGCUGCUGCAGCUGAGCAGGACAUUUUGCCACAAGAGGGAGCCGUCAAAACAGAGGAGACGGAGGGAGCGACCAAUAAACUUCUAAAUGAUAAUCUGACUGAGGAUAAAGACAUGGAGGUGAUGGAUGCUCAUGAAGAGGGUGCUCAGACAGAAGAAACAGACCCUGGGAUGGAAGGCAUGCUGAUUGGUCAAGGCAAGGCAGAUGAAAAUCCUAAUGGUCAGAACAUUGAGGAACCAGAGGAGUACGACGGCGAUGAACAAGUAGUGGGUGGAGUCGAUUUGGAGAAACAACAACAGAACAAACAGGCUGAGAAUAUAGACAAGGACAUGGAGGAGGAGCUGGCUGACUAUAAUGGGGAUGAUGAGAAUGAAGGGGAGUUUGAAGCAGACAAACAAGCAGAACUUGCUCAAAUCUAAGGGCUGGACUUGGAGACAGAUCCUUCAUACCACAUUGGAAAACAAGAACUAUCUUACACAACAACAACAUACAGGUUAAUGCAACCUGAAAACAACACUGAACCCAAAUCAAAUGUCAAAUGGAAAUUUUUUGAUAUGAAAGACUUGCUGGGUGCUUAAUUUCAGCAUUUGCUCACUGGAAUGUAUUUAAUUUGUCUGUUCAAUUGGAAUUGAGAUUUUCUUAUCACCUACUAUUUAGUACUAGUAGAAAAUUGCAAGCACAGCUCAAGAUACUCAAGAACUGACACCAGUUGGAUUGAAAAAUUGAACCUCAUCAUGUCUGGAAAAUCAGUAGAUUUUACAGAUGUGUCGACAUGUGCUAUGCUCACUGCGUAAUGGCUGUGUGUUGAAUUACGUGCAGACCCUUAUAGGGUUAUGAGGUGUGAAAUACUACAACUAGCUUAAACAAUCUGAGUGAUUCCAGUGACAGAAUUGCUUCAUCAGAGACAGAGAGCUCUGCAGCACAAGCUUCCUCUCUCUCAGAGGUGUGACAGCAUCUUAAGUAAAGCCUUAAGUUCUCCUCGACAAAGUCUCUCAUAGAAAUGUUUUCCACUUCAAAUCAAUCUGUUCAUUUGAGAAUUUUCAUGACCACAGAAAUGCUGUAAUUUUUUGUGAUAUUGCUAGGUCCAGUUGUGUCCAGUUAUAUGAAAAAAGUAUAACAAGACACUUGCUUUGAAUUCCACAUUGCCAUAUAUGCUGUAAAAAGUAAAGCUGGCUUUAUAGACAUGCCACAUAACCAGGGACAAAUUCACCCUCUAAGAUUAUAUGCUGUCAGAUUUUAAACAUAUAUUGUUGCUGUAACUGGGCAUUUUUGAUUAAUGUCCUAUCAUUUUUGAAGAGUCACUGAUGAGUUGCUUUGGCAUUUUAGUGGCAGUAAUUCUUUCAUUCUGAGCUGUAUGUCAGAUCACAAAGAGUCACAAGGUUGUAUGCGUUCAGCAUUCUACAUUUAGGAUCAGUAAGGCAGGAAAAUAGUUUCAAAUUAUUUCAGAAGGAACAGAAACCAUUCGUAGAUCAGCAGUCUUAGUAUUCGUAGUAUUUUGACGCAUGCCUUAUCAGUUCUGCACACUCCAUUUUCCCUUGACGGUCAGGUGUUUCUCACAGUGGAGGUAAGAUGGUGAGCCAUGGUACAUGUCUACAGUUACUCGACCUACUCGGUUUGUGAUCUCAUUUUGUGAAUACCGUUUCUGGUCUGCUGAACAAAAUGGACUAUUUUGAUCAGAAUGUGGGAGUGGGUUUCUGAGAAUUGCUGUGACAUUAUGAAGGACAUUUCCUUGAAGCAGGAACAAUCUGCUGUGCUUCACGGCUACUGCAAGGCAGUUAGUGUGAACUGUUCAGUAGUUGUGCUAAAACGUGUUUGAGUUGUCAAAUCUGCACUAAACUGGAAUUUAUUGGGGAGAGUGCAAAAGUUAGCUAAACUUAGGAAUCAGAAAUAAGUCAAAGUUAGUAGAAGUUUGUGGCGGGGGUUUUGUUGCCUUGUGUUUUUAUACAGGACAGAAGAUUUAUUUUGUAAUCCAGGAAUUUUGCUCUAUGUAGAAGUGGUGAAUUUGACUGUGCACCCACACACAUUCACUACGCUGUCGUUGACAUCGCUGUAAUUUCCAUAAUGCGUUGGUUAUCAUCAUAGUCCAUUCCAGAAGUCCUGCAUCAUAUGUUAGGGAGUUAUCAUCCUCGACUCCUGUUAUUUGCCUAUCUGAAAUGAGUGGUAGGUGAUUACAAUACAAUGCCUGUGUUCUGCUCUAUCAAACGUCUCUCUUUAAUCUAGCCAGGCAUGUGGAAGGGAACUAAAAUUGGAUUAUUGAAAAUUCUACUCAACAUUUCAUUCUUUCAAGCUAAGGUUGAAGUUCUUCAGUGUCAAAUCUUGUGGUUUCAUGUGCAAUUCUUCUUUUAAAUGUAGUGUUUCUCUUUAGGUGCAGUCACAAAGACAACUUGGCUUCCAGUUACUAAAAGUAUACGUCAGCCUCUGUUAAAGACAGAAUAUCUAUGGGACAUUGUGCAUCCGGCUUAUUCUUACUCAACUAUUUAAGCGAAAUGUCAUUUAUACAUUGAAUUUCCACUUAAUAGUCCACUCACUUACUUUUAUGUUUUCUGUAAAAUCAGUGAGUUGUCUUUUUUUUUUUCAAUUGCUGAGAACUUGACUGGGAUUACAACAUGUUCUAUGUUUUUAUAAAAUGCUUGACCACA
Amphiprion ocellaris (clown anemonefish) is the source of this 3634-nucleotide messenger RNA. RefSeq names its product golgi membrane protein 1 (gene golm1). Gene Ontology annotation, cellular component: Golgi apparatus. The coding region runs from base 194 to 1414 and encodes 406 amino acids. The transcript is spliced from 11 exons. The record is from RefSeq and is a predicted model, not a curated record. Lineage: Eukaryota; Metazoa; Chordata; Actinopteri; Pomacentridae.